UAGUAAAAAUGACCAAACCUGCAGCGAGCAGUUUAUAAUUGACAUGCCUCUCUGGUUUGACGUUUUUCUGCGUUUAAUUUUACUCAUAGUCUUGCUUCAAUCGUCGAGCCAGGCCAAUUCUAAAGGAGUUGAUGCUCGUAACAAAGGACACAAAGAAGCAUCAAGAGGUGCGAACAAACGCGGGACGAUAAUCAAGUGUUGCGGCGGACAAAAGUGUCUCAAUAAUGGCCAUUCUACUAAUCGUCGCUCACAAUCCGUGCUGAAAACCGAUGUAAACUUUACUACUAAACUGAGAAGCGCAAGACCUUCAGAAUUUUCAUUAUCUGAACAACUUUUGAGCACCACUCAGUUUACAAUUGUAGACAACAGUGAUGGCGAAUCGAGUGAUUUGCCUCCGUCAACUUUUGCCAGCCCUAAUUUGAGCGAUCAGUCCACAGUGCAAUUUGUCCAAGAAAAAACCUCCGAAUCAAUUUCAACCGCCUCGGAUGUGCAAAGUUCGUCUUCUUCUUUGGAAACAACCACUCCAUCCACAACAAUUACACUCGUAGAUGCAGAAACCAGUAUUUCUAGCACUUCAGCCUCAGAUUCCUCAAGCAGUGAAAAAGCAAAAACCAGCUCUGAUCUCACGACUAUUCUUUCCAAUUCGGCAACUUGGACCUCACCAGAGACAACGCAAUCACAAAUUUCGCUCUCAACUUCAACAACUACAACAAUUUUAACCACUACAAAUGUUCCGACCAACACAAAAAUUUCAACCACGUCAACUGUUUCAACCACUGCAUCAGUUUCAGCAACUACAACAACUCCACGUAACACGGUUACAACUUCAAUAACCUCUACAACUAUUGCAACUACCACAAAAGUUUCAACCACCACAACAACUCCGCCUACUACAACAACUUCAACGACCAUCAACCCAGCCCUGGUCGGAAAAUGCUCGACGAAGGAAAACGCCGCUGUGAACCGGUCCCUUUUUGCGACCAAUGGCGAGCUUGCUGAUCCGGAUUUGCACGGAUUCUGGCUGGACACGUGUGGCCAAACAUUUUUAUUAGGAAAAUCACUGGGCACUUGGCAUGAAAACUCAAACAAGUGUUUCGGCCUGAAAAUGCAGCCGUUUGCCAUCGAGAGCAAAGAGAAGCUCGAGUGCUUGAAAAAUCAAGCCAAGGGCUGGAAGUUCAACAUGAAUUACUGGACGGGCGGCGCAAAGGACUUGGCGAGCGGCGUCUUUGGGUGGUGCUCAGGGAACGGUUCCUCGCCCUGGAAGGACGUCCUGCCCCUGGUCAACCUCAGCAAGGACAAAAACUGCGUCCAGAUGCAAAUCAACAAAACGAGCGGCUCCGUUUCAAUCAGCGAAAGGCGGUGCUCGGACAGAACCAUUUUUGCUUGCCAGAGUCCGCCGACGAAAGGUCCCAAGUGCGCAAGUCCUGUUUGCCCAAACAUCACUUGCCAGAAGGAUCAACUUCUUUUUACUCCUUCGCCUAUAGGAAAAUCAAUGGUUCUAAAAAACGCUCGCUUGUAUGGCAAAUUGUUCACCUACAGACUGCGCAACUACCUCUUCAGCUACAGUAACGACUCCAGGACUUAUUUAGAAGCGACGAAGGCGUGUUGUGCCCUGGGCAUGUCCCUGCUUAGCUUGGACGCGCAACGCAAGUACGACGCCUUGGCCAGCAUCGGCAAACUUUCCGAAAUGGGCAACGAGGCUCAAAAUUUGACCUUCUGGACCUCGGGAUCGGACGAGGGCUGCGAGUCGGUUUUCGGAUUUUGUUCGGCCAAACGGUUGUUCCGGGGCGAGGAAAAGUGGCUGCCGGGACAGCCGGACAACGCCGGAGGAAAAGAGAAUCACGUGGCCGUCCACAUUUGGCGAGAAAAGCGACAAGUUCAGCUCGCCGAUUACGACGGACAGAAGAAAUUCAGAUACAUUUGCGAGAAAUUAAACAACCCUCAGUCGAAGAGUGCAAAGCAAGCGUUGGUUGACGAAUGUGCAAUCAUUUACGACGUCACCACUGCCGAAAUUGACUUGCUGCGAAAUAUGACAAAUUUUGAUGCACGGAUAAAGUGUUUUUUGCAUUGUGUUGGAGACGCUGUCGGCCUGCUGGUCGGCGGGAAUUUUGUGGCGAGCGAAGUUUUUGCGAUGCUCGAGAGUAUGAAUCUGAACGUGGACGCGCUGAUGAAAAACAUGGCCAUCGUGGACGAGUGCAACAAUAAGACUUAUGGAAUGGACGACUGCGACAAGGCGUACCAACUGACCAAGUGCGCCAGAGACAAGUCGCCGGAGGUUUUUGACCAAAUUAUCAAGGACCUGGACAAACAGGCGGCAGACAGUGAUGAACUGGUUUCUAAGUCGCUCGGAUGUGCAAAUUCUUCUUAUUCUAACUGCACCAUUGACGUAGCUGCAAAGAAAAGUCUAGACUCGUUGAAUCUGAACGCUUCGACGUGCGCCAACUACAUCAACGGCGCGUGGGCUUGCAAGUGCAGCAAUUCGAAAGUGUACAUCAUGAAAUUCAACGGCGGAUACACCCACAAUUACCUCGAAGCAUCCAAGUAUUGUUGCGAGCGAGGAAUGCGAUUGAUAAAGUCGGCCAACUUUUACGCAGCCGCAAAAUGCAUUCAGGCGUCGGGCCUUUCAAAAAUUACUGCAAACUCGUACGUAAAUCGGUUCUGGACGAUGACAGACUCGAUCGUCGUUGACGUGACCAGCGGAUUCACCUACGAUUGCAAAACGCAGACGGAUUAUCUGCCGCAAAAACGCGGUUUCGCGAUGAAUUUUGAUCCGAAAGCCGCGUACGACGGUGACACGCAGGUCAUGUGUGUCAAUCUUAAUUGGUCGGCGCCGCCACCAUUCUAUUUAUGUCCAGCCACCUCAAAACAACCCUUCAUAUGCGAAGAGAUUUAUUAAUUACGUUGAAAAUCAAGAAACAAAAACUUCUCUGAAAGUAAAU
Messenger RNA from Neocloeon triangulifer, 2939 nucleotides. RefSeq lists its product as uncharacterized. Lineage: Eukaryota; Metazoa; Arthropoda; Insecta; Ephemeroptera; Baetidae. Bases 44 to 2896 code for a protein of 950 amino acids. The transcript is spliced from 25 exons. Gene Ontology annotation, molecular function: odorant binding. The record is from RefSeq and is a predicted model, not a curated record.